Closterium sp. Naga37s-1 is the source of this 2916-nucleotide messenger RNA. NCBI's taxonomy places the organism in Eukaryota, Viridiplantae, Streptophyta, Zygnematophyceae, Desmidiales, Closteriaceae. The record is from the annotation of a GenBank genome assembly.
AUGGAGGACUGCGCGGACCGCGCGAAGACGCCGCUGGGGAGCACGCGCAUGCAGGCGGACAAGAAUUGGCGGUGGUCAAAGUUUCUGAGCAAGGGAAUGAUGAGCCCGCUGGCCAAGACCAAUCCGCUGUUCUUUAACUGGAACUACGUCAUGCCCGUGUAUUGCGACGGAGGCGGGUUUCAAGGGAAGGCGGGGUUGAGAUCGGUGCAGGGCGGUCCGUCGCUGUACCUGGACGGUCGGAAGGUUCUCCGUGCGAUUCUUAGAGAUCUCAUAACGACACGUGGCAUGUCGUCAGCCUCUCAGGUUCUCCUCUCUGGGGCAUCGGCGGGCGCGCAGGCAGUGACGACCUUUUGUGACUUUGUCGCGGCGCAGCUCCCGGGCGCCACCACCAAGUGCCUCAUGGACUCGGGCGUGUUCGUUGACGCGCGCGACCGCAAGGGCGGGCGGAGAUUCCGGUCAGUGGCGCAGAAGCUGGUGGCGAUACAUCAAUUCCAGGGGAGCGACCGCUGCAGCGCAGAGUACAACUCUAGCACGCAGUGGCGCUGCUUCUUCCCUCAAUACUCCCUGCGCUUUGUCUCCCGCCCCGUCUUCAUCGCCAAUUCCCUCUUCGACCGCCACGCAGCCGUCAUCGGCAACCAGAUGCCGCUCGAUUUCACCUACGCUGACACGUGCCUGUCGGAGCUGCUCGCGCAGCCAAUCACAGUCAGCCAGCUCCAGAGCGACCACAUGAGGAGCGUGAUUCCGGUUGCACAGAAGCCGAUGCAGCACUGCACGGAUGCCGAGAGGGAUUCGGUGCUGUCUGUUGCGGUAAAUGUGCUGGAUACUGUGGAAGAGUACGUGAAAGGCCACCCACAAUCAGCGGCGUUUUUGCCUGGGACGUCCGACCAUGGGUUCACGUUUGUUGGGCUUUGGAGUAAGAUGAAUGUCAAAGGGGCGAGGAUACGGAAUGCCACGACUUUCCCCACCCGCACCCCGUCCCCCCUCUGCCUUUCGACGCGCAGCGCGGCAUCCAACACCAGCUCUCCCCCGUCUCCCCCCCCCCCGUUAACACUCUUCCCCUCCGUUCCCCCACUUGUCCAACCCGUGAAUGAGAACGCUGCACGCUGCAGCACGUUCGCUCGGUCGCUCGAGUUUCCAAACUCAGUCGCUCCAGUCUCGCCGCAGCGCGCUUUCCGGUGGAUGAAGCCGUCAGCGGACCUGUCGCCGUCCUCGGCCGCCAUGUGUAAGCGCGAGGGGGGGCACGGCGGGGACGCAUCGCGGCUGACGGAGAGCGAGAAGGAGAAGACGAAACUGCGCGAGCGGCAGCGCCGCGCCAUAACCACGAAGAUCUUUGCCGGCCUGCGCAAGUACGGCGGAUACAACCUUCCGCCGAGGGCGGACAUCAACGACGUUCUGCGAGCGCUCGCCGCGGAAGCCGGCUGGGUCGUCGAGUCCGACGGCACCACCUACCGCUCCCCCGUACGAGCCGCGCUCUCUUUUUCCUUUCGCCUCCGCUUGCCACACCGUUUUGCACCCGGCGUUCCGCGUACUUCCGCGGCGCUUUACAUAGCAGCAUCCCCCCAACGGUUGUUUCUUAACGGCAGCUUUCAUGCCCGUCUCUCGCGCGCUUUCAUGCCCCUUUUCUCGCCCCUCGGCUUCGCACGUGCAGCCGUUCCUGGCUCCUCCAUCGCUAUCCUUCCCCAGCCAUUUGUUACUCAGGCGCUUGCCUGGUCGCGUCGCGUUGACCCGCUCGUGUUCCCAAUGUCUCUUUACCCGCUAUCGUUCCCUUCUUUACCCUCUAAUCUUCCGUUUUUCCCCGUACUCUUGCUCCUGCUCUCUUUCUCCCGUGGCCAGGGGUCGCAGCCGCCCACUCGCCACUCGUCGCUGCACAGUCGCACGGCGGCUGCCAUCGCCGCCGGCUCGCUCGCCAUGUACCCGACACAGCAGGCGACGCAGCUGGCGCCGCAGCUGGCGCCGCAAUCGCCUGCGCAGCUGGCGCAUCUGCAACAUCCUGCCGCGCACCUAACUCAUUCCGCGCACCCGCACGCGCUUCCCCAGCUCGCCGCAACGCCGUCAGGCGGAACCGCAUCUGUUUCGCCCAUGUCUCCGCGGGAGGCUUGCGCGUCCGCUCCGCUCGUCGGCUCUCCGCCCUCCACCGGCAGCCCCUCGCUGCUCCCCCGCUCCUCCCCGCCUUCCGUUCCCGCAUCCGCUGCAGCUUCCGCCAGCGGCGCGGUGGGGGGAACCGGCGGAGGCAUGGCGGGCGUGGGGCUGGGUGGCGGAGGCAUGUACGGCGGCGGCAUGAUGGCGGGAAUGAACGGGUUCGGCCUCCCCGGGUCGUUCCCCGCGAUGCACAUUCCGCACGGCAUGCUUGCGCUGAUGCCGCAUCCGCCAGGCACUUCCUCCGCCGCUGCGGCUGGCGGAAUGGGCGCGUUUGCGAUGAGCAUGGGGCCGGGCGGAAUGAGCGCGGGCAUGGGCGCGGGCAUGGCCGCAGGCUUGAGCGCAAGCAUCGGCGGGGGCACAGCGAUGAGCGCGGGUGUGGACAUGAAGAUGGAUCCGCACGGGGGGGGAAUGCUGCUGGCGGGAACGACGGGCGGAAGCAGCGCGUGCAUGAUGGGGAUGUUGGGGAGCGGGGGUGACCCCAUGUCCGCCGCCGCCGCGGCAGCCGCGGCUGCCUCAAGUGGGGGUGGAGUGGGCGGUGGUAUGGCCGGCGUUGUGGGCGGCGGAAUGGGCGGGGCAAUGAUGCUUCUCCCCGGAUUCCAUUCCCUACCCCAUGGCGCGGGCUCGGCUGCUGCAGGGGGAAACAUGGGCGGGAUAAUGGGGCCCCUGGGGGAGCUACACAUGGGCGGAGGAUUGCUGGGCGGAGGGGGCGGGGGCAGCACUUUGCUCGGGGUGGAAGGAGAGGUUUCGCUGUCCCCGUCGUCUGAUAUCACUCUAUAG